AUGGCUCAUCGGUUGUUACGAGACGAGGACGCGGAUGGCUGGGAGCGCAGCGAUUUUCCGAUCAUCUGCGAGACUUGUCUUGGAGCGAAUCCUUACGUUCGGAUGACCAAGGCGAGCUUCGACAAGGAGUGCAAGAUCUGCACGCGCCCCUUCACGGUGUUUCGAUGGCGGCCCGGCCGCGACGCGCGCUACAAGAAGACCGAGAUCUGCCAGACUUGCUGCAAACUUAAGAACGUCUGCCAGGUGUGCAUGUUGGAUCUGGAGUACGGGCUGCCGGUGCAGGUGCGCGACACGGCGCUGAACAUCAACACCACGGACGCCAUCCCGCAGAGCGACGUCAACCGCGAGUACUUCGCUGAAGAGCACGACCGGAAGGGUCGAGCGGGGCUGGACUACGAGUCAUCAUUCGGGAAGGCUGCGCCCAACGACCUCCUUUUGAAGCUGCAGCGCACGACGCCCUACUACAAGCGCAACCGCGCGCACAUCUGCUCCUUCUUCGUGCGCGGGGAGUGCACGCGCGGAGCGGAGUGCCCCUUCCGCCACGAGAUGCCCAUUACGGGGGAAUUGGCGCACCAGAAUUUCAAGGAUCGCUACUAUGGCGUGAACGACCCAGUGGCAAAGAAGAUGAUGCGGCUGGCUGCCGAGAUGCCGACGCUGGAGGCACCGGAGGACACGACUAUCAAGACGCUGUUUGUUGGGGGGGUGGACUCACGCGUCACAGAGGCCGAUCUCAAGGACAAGUUCUAUGCGUUUGGGGAGGUGGAGUCCAUCCGUCUCAUCACCCCGCGCAGCUGUGCCUUCGUCACCUUCUCCUCCCGCGAGGAGGCCGAGAAGGCGGCUGAGGGGCUGGCCAACAAGCUCAUCAUAAAGGGGAUCAGGCUCAAGCUUGACUGGGGGCGACCCAAAGCAGAGGCUUUGGAAGGAGGGGGAGAUGGGGGAGGGAAGCGGUUGCUGGAAGGGGGAGAGAAGGGAGGGGGGGGAGCGGGUGGGGGUGAUGGAGGAGCGGGAGGAGAGGGGGCGCAGGGGGGAGAGGGGGGAGACGGAGGGGGGUCGGGUGGUGCGGCUGGGGGGAGUGGUGCGGGAGAGGGUCCGGCUGGUGGCAGCUUCGGGUUGCUGCCUCGGGCUGCAGCAGGUUCGGCGGCAGGCUCGGCGGUAGGUCCGGCGACGUCUGCUUCUAUGUAUCCAUCCAUGAACCCUGAGAGGAUGGGGGCACGCACUCGCAACAGGGAGGGGGAAGGAGGAGGGGGAGGUGGGGGAGGGGGAGAGGGAGGAGGAGUGGGAGGAGGAGGGGGUGGCGGUGCUGCUGGUGGUGGUGAUGCAUCUGCUGCUCCACCCCUGCACCAGGUAUGCCUCCCCCAGGUGCCCCAGGGCCGUGGUCCGUCAGGUGGCCCUCAACAGUACCCAGGUGGUCCUUCAGGUGCCCCACAACAGUACCAAGGUGGCCCGCAACAAUAUUCAGGUGCCCCUCCAGGUGCUCAACAACAGUACCCAGGUGGGCCUUCAGGUGGCCAGCAACAGUACCCAGGUUUCCCCUCAGGUGCACCACAGCAGCAGUAUCCCGGACCUCCACCCCAAACCUACCCUCCCCAACAUUACCCCGGGCCAGGGCCAGCAGGUCCGGGGCAAUAUGGCCCUCCUAGGCCUGCUACCGGACCUCAGGGUUAG
Messenger RNA from Closterium sp. Naga37s-1, 1665 nucleotides. The record is from the annotation of a GenBank genome assembly. Lineage: Eukaryota; Viridiplantae; Streptophyta; Zygnematophyceae; Desmidiales; Closteriaceae.